AUGAUACAGUCAAACGAACACAUCACCAUUUACUUUGCAGUAAUGAUCGACAAUGCAGGUACAAAUACUUUCCGCGUAAUUCAAGAACAGACGACAGCCAUGGCCUUCGAAUGGGAAACAAUGACUUACACAAAUCUUGGUUAUGUCUAUUUGCUUCAAGACAUACCCAAUGGGUUUGAUAGAACAGUGAAAGUAUACGAAGGCAAUAUAGGUUUAUUAGAAGCUAUUGGCGAACCAUGUGAACAUUCAAAAUAUCGUGCCGAGGGCUACAACAAUGACUUCUGGGCUUCUGAACUCGGCACCUUUCACAUGACAUACAAAAGAGGUGAGUUGUUUCUAAUCUCUUACCUAACAAUCACAUUUCCAAUCUCUGUUCCAUCUUCAUCACAAUUAUACAACAUUCAAAUUCCAUAUUGACAUCUUUAGAGAUCACACGUUCAGUGGAAUGUUUGAUUGCACUUCUUGUGAUGAAUGUCAAUCUAUGUAUACGUUGUAACGAAGCCACGGUACUGCUCCGUUUGAUAUAUUCACCAUCAAAUCACUGUGUUCAUCAGCAGUGAAAAUGUCACAGUGCAUUCAUUUUGUGCUCACAUUCUUCCUUUCAUUC
This is a messenger RNA of Schistosoma bovis, 607 nucleotides long. Lineage: Eukaryota; Metazoa; Platyhelminthes; Trematoda; Strigeidida; Schistosomatidae. The record is from the annotation of a GenBank genome assembly.